ACUCCAGGCCGAAGAAAGGCGCCCGUCUGUCUCUCUCUCUCUCUCUGGGGAAAAUAAGAACCCUAGGCGCUGGUUUUUCUCGCUCGCCGGAAAGCGGUGCCGGAGCUCGCCGGAGUACAGUAUGUCAGCAGCGAGCGGGUUUCAGCCUUUCCCUUCCAACGCAAAGCAAGUCUUGGCGGACCUCAAGAGCCUGAAUCCCUCCCUUGUGAUAAGGGGAGGAGGGGAUUUGACCGGCGGGUUCUCCGAGAGGUCCCCUGUCCUGCUGUCGAGAACGCCGGAUUUGUUCGCUAGCGCUGGCCAGACGCUCUCUGGGGCAGUUGAUAGAGAAGCUCCUGCAAUUGGUGCGAGAGUCGGAGGGUUGGACGUUUGCGCGGCCGUCCCGGUACAGGCCGCUCUGCCUGAGAAGCCGGCAUCGGAGAUGAUGGCAGUCAACAGGCCGGAAUGGCUGCCGGCCGGGUGGACAACCGGGAUCAAGGUCCGGACCAGUGGAGCAACGGCUGGAGCGAGGGAUAAGUAUUUCUAUGACCCAGUUUCAAAUAGGCGGUUCCGAUCCAAAAAAGAGGUUUUGAGCUUUCUUCAAACUGGGAAGCUAGGAAGGUACAAACCUAAAGUGCGGAAGGAAUCAGAUGCCCAUUCGACACACUCGACAGACAAAGACCUUCCUGCUGGCUUAAACUCCAAGCGGAAAAAAUUUGAUUUUUUCAGUAGACCAGCAAAGGUUAGAUGGGUUCUUGAUGGGCCAAAUGGGUCAUGGACGCCAUUUAUUGGUGAUGAAGAGCUAUCCGAAUCGACCAAGAGGGCAUGGAUGGACGCUCUUGUACUUGAUGGAGAUGAAAUGGACGCUUUCAAAGAAUGAUAUCCGACUGGAAAGAAUUUGGAGCGCUGAAAGGGCUCUGCUGCAUUGGUGCGGUUGCAGAUAGCACAAGCUUCUUCUUUCUCAGCCUGAGAUUCUAUUGCAACAGAGCAAUAAAUUUGCACUACCGUUCUACACAAAAGUUUAUGGAUUUCCCUGCUGGAGGUCAGUUGCGAGCGUGCUGGUCUUGGCGAGAUCUUGUGAUGUCUGUCUUGCCAACAGAGAAUCAAGCAGAAGGCCUGUCAGAUUUAUUCAUGAGCAAAUAAAGGAUGACCCGGAUGGAAAAAAGCAUGUAUCCAUGGAAAGAAAAUGAGCGUGCGCUCUAUUAUGCAAUCCUGAAUUUUGCGUUUGCUACUGCUUCGAAGCUGCAUAGAAAAUUGGUAGCGGGAGUUUCAUGUGCGCGAGUUUCGCUUGGACUGCAUUGCAAAUGUCGUGGGAGACCUUGUAACACCAUUUUAAACUGAAGACAGAAGUUGUAUGACAGAAGCGUUGGAAUGGACAUUACAAUUUAUAAGAUA
This is a messenger RNA of Nymphaea colorata (pocket water lily), 1371 nucleotides long. Its product is annotated as methyl-CpG-binding domain-containing protein 5-like. The transcript is spliced from 4 exons. Gene Ontology annotation, molecular function: DNA binding. Lineage: Eukaryota; Viridiplantae; Streptophyta; Magnoliopsida; Nymphaeales; Nymphaeaceae. Bases 122 to 856 code for a protein of 244 amino acids. The record is from RefSeq and is a predicted model, not a curated record.